This is a messenger RNA of Owenia fusiformis, 1533 nucleotides long. NCBI's taxonomy places the organism in Eukaryota, Metazoa, Annelida, Polychaeta, Sabellida, Oweniidae. The record is from the annotation of a GenBank genome assembly.
AUGGCAACAUUAAGAGAUGAAUUCAGAUUACACAAUUUUGGAUUCAAGUUGAAGAAUCACAAAGCUUUGUCAAAAAGUCAGUGGGAAUGGCAUCCUGUGAUAUUCCUGGUGUACAGGUUCAUAGUGUGUGGAUACACUCUUGGAUAUUGGAUAGCAGCUGUGGUUGAGUCAACUGACAAAGCACGUAUGGGGAUCUAUUUGACACAUUGGACAUACACAAUGUUGACACUGCAUUUUCUAGUAGCAUUCAUAGUAGCUGUGAUUUCACAUGUAUGGAAACAGAAAAUCAGUGCAGAGCCCGAAAACCCAUCUGAAGAAAAUACACAAGGUACAGAUGAACUGGAGAACAGAGAUGUUAAUAUCAACUAUCAGCCUAUGGCGAUGGAUCCAGAAAAAGCUUAUAUUGUUCAAACAGGCAAAACAGUUCCAUGGUAUAUGAUGAUAUCUUGGGUUCUCUAUGAUGUUACAUUGGUGUUUUCAAUAAUAGUAACUUUGGUUUACUUUGGGGCAUUGUAUGAUCCAAAUAAUGGCCUUGACCAUUACAACCUCAACAGACAUGCUCUCAAUUCAGUGAUUGUAAUAAUCGACUUUGCCAUAAACGCAACACCAGUUAGACUCUACCACAUCAUUUAUCCAAUUGUUUAUGGCUCAUGUUAUGUAAUAUUUACCCUUAUAUACUGGUCAUUGGAUAAGGAUAAUAAUGUGGUUUACUCCAUAUUGAACUAUAACUCUGGAACACUGUGGGAAAUGCAUCCUGUGAUAUUCCUGGUGUACAGGUUCAUAGUAUGUGGAUACACUCUUGGAUAUUGGAUAGCAGCUGUGGUUGAGUCAACUGACAAAGCACGUAUGGGGAUCUAUUUGACACACUGGACAUACACAAUGUUGACACUGCAUUUUCUAGUAGCAUUCAUAAUAGCUGUGAUUUCACAUGUACGGAAAACCAGAAAACCGGGAACAAGUGAGGAAGGACAUGAAAACACCGGAUUUGACGGAAUUGAAUUAGAGAGUGGAGUUGGUAAACCUCCCAAACCAACAGAAGAAGACCAUUUAAAACCAGAUCCCAGUGCAGCACACAAAACAGUGCCAUGGUACAUGAUCAUAUCUUGGAUUCUCUUUGAUGUCUCACUCAUAUUUACAAUCAUUGUAACAGGCAUCUACUUUGGAGCUGUAUAUAAUCCUGAGAAUGGCCUUGACCAUUAUAACAUCAACAGACAUGCUAUCAAUUCAAUUCUAAUGGUGAUUGACUUUGCCCUCAGUGGCACACCAGUACGAAUCUUACACAUGCUAUAUCCAAUGAUUUAUGGACUCAUCUAUAUUAUCUUUAAUGUCAGUUUCUGGUCAUUUGACAAGGAAAACAACAUUGUCUACUCCAUAUUAAAUUACAACCCCAAGACUCUGCCAGUCGCUGUGGGUGUUAUACUUGGCUUGUUAAUAGUUGGUAUACCACUUCUUAAAUUCAUCUACUAUGCACUGUUUAGAUUCAAGAGGUGGAUCUAUUUUAAAAUACACAAGAAGGAGUAUGAAAGAAUUUAA